AGUGUCAAUGAAACCAUCAAUGUAAGGAAACGUACACUCGAAGGGUAAAAGUUGAAAUAUUGGAACAUAAACUUUAAACUUUUUCUGAAUUUACAUAGUGUUAGACGCGUAUUAUUAUAGCAUUUAAUAGCAAAAAUAUUUGGUAGACUAAAGUAAUUUAUUGUACAAUGCUAGAUCAAGUUGUUGAAGAGUGGGAUGAACUUGCACUAGAUUUUAAACAGCUAGAGGUAGAUAACAAAGCAUAUCUUCAACAAUUGAAUGAAUUAACAAGUAUUCAAAAGAAAUGUCUAAACCAUAUUGCACAUCAAAGAUACAGGAUUGGAGUUCUCACCAAAUCUCUCAGAGAUUUAAAAAAGACAGAAGAUGUAGCUAAAAUUGCCGAAUUGAAAUCUAAUAUAAUGAAAAGAAAAGCACAACUAUAUGACAUUGAACAAACUUUACCAAAACCCAAUGGAACUUAUUUAAAAAUUAUUUUAGGCAAUGUUAAUGUUUCUAUACUAGAUAGGGAUGAAAAGUUUAAAUAUAAAGAUGAAUAUGAAAAGUUUAAGUUAAUUUUGAGUAUAAUUGGAAUAGUAAUGGCAGCACUGAAUUUUAUCGUCAGAUUUCGACCUUUAGAACUAAGUUACAUAUUUUUGUUAGUUUGGUAUUACUGCACACUCACGAUUAGAGAAAGUAUACUUAAGGUUAAUGGUUCUCGAAUAAAAGGUUGGUGGAGGUUACAUCACUUUUUAUCAACAGUAGCUGCUGGAAUACUGCUCAUCUGGCCAGACAAUGACACUUGGUCCCUAUUCCGGAAUCAAUUCAUGGUUUUCAACAUUUACAUAAGUCUGGUUCAAUACCUUCAGUUCCGUUACCAAAGAGGCGUCCUCUACCGACUCAAAGCCUUGGGCGAGAGACACAACAUGGACAUUACGAUAGAGGGUUUCCAUUCGUGGAUGUGGAGGGGACUGAGCUUUCUGUUACCGUUUUUAUUCAUAGGUUAUUGUUUCCAGUUCUACAACGCUUACACCUUGUACGUUUUGAGUUACAGUAUGGUCACUACAUGGCAUGUACCUGUAUUAAGUUUAAUGUUUUUAAUCCUUUUUAUUGGCAACACUGUAACAACGAUUUCGGUGAUACCUUCAAAAUUUCACGAAAGGGUGAAACUGCAGUAUCGAGUGAUGAGUCAGAGAUUAAGCUCCCAAUUAUUGAACAGAGAGCAGACUGAUGACACAGAUAGUAACAAACAGGAUUAGGAAUAAAGUAAAAGACACACUAGAAUCUACUAGAACUACUUCAAAUGUGAUUAGAUCUAUUUUAUAUAUAUAUUUGUUAUUUUUUUUAACAUUAUUUUUUGAGUAAAUGUCUCGAAUUGUAUUUAAAAGGAAUAUUUGUGGAAUAUCUAAAUGUGUAAAAGUAUGCAAUAAAUUAUUUAU
Messenger RNA from Diabrotica balteata, 1415 nucleotides. NCBI's taxonomy places the organism in Eukaryota, Metazoa, Arthropoda, Insecta, Coleoptera, Chrysomelidae. The record is from the annotation of a GenBank genome assembly.